AUGACCGUUCAGAAUGCUUGUCCUUUUACUAUCUGGCCUGCGAUGUUCACUGGUCCCGGAUCUCCUCUGCCGAAUUAUACUACCGGGUUGGUACCGCGCAUCGGGUUUAUUGGUGAAAGAAUCCACUCAUUUGCGAACCACAAAGGUGGGAAGCCGGAGCUAACUCGGCAGUCUCCUUCACUGUUCCUGACAAUUGGUCGACUGCCCGUAUCUGGGCUCGCCGUGAUUGCAACUUUUAUGAUACAAACCCAGCUACUCAGAACUGGUAUUCCCCCCGCUUCUCUCGCUGAGUUUACCUUGGGCACCAAUGGCGCUGCAGAUUGGUACGACGUGUCGCUGGUCGAUGGGUUCAACUUGCCCAUGUCUAUCACUAACAACGUGGGCUGCGCAGUGGCAGACUGUCCGGUGGACCUAGGACCAAAUUGUCCUGCAGCGCUUAUUGGCCCGUUUGAUUCUACUGGAUCCCCGAUCGGAUGCAAGAGUGCCUGCGAGGCCGGUCUGAGCAGUGAUUCUCGGAAUUCUGCUAAUUGCUGCACCGGAAUUCACGACACGGCUGCGACGUGCCCUUCGUCUGGCGUAGAGUACUACUCCUACUUCACGGGAGACCGGCGAGCUUGCAGACGACCAAGUUCGAGAACUAGCAAUUACAACUCAGAAAUAUUCCCCAGACGCCUAUUUUCCACCGCCGUCUCGACGGAUAGUCUCAGCUUCAACGGACGCAUCCUUCCUUUCAGGUGGCUGCGCGAUUCCUGUCAGUGUCCGCAGUGCGUGCAUCCGUCUACGCGCCAGAAAUUGCACAGGACUUCCGAUAUUCCUUUGGAUGUACACCCGACUGCCAAUGGGGUGAAACAUGCAAACGACGGCCUACACAUACGAUGGGGGUCUGGACACGAGUCAUACUACGCUGGUGAAUUCCUCGAGCGGUAUUCCUCGCCGCAGAGGUUGCACACCUUUCAUGCGGACGUAGACCCGCAUCCAUGGGACGUUAAAGAGCUGCGAUCGGCGACGGAUCUGUAUCUUUCGUACGCAAGCAUUCAGACAUCUUCAGGGUUGUCAACGGCUAUCACACAGCUCGUACGAUACGGCCUCCUCUUCGUGACGGGUGUUCCGAACGCUGAGUCGUCCAACGAGGCGUGCGAGCUGCGCAAGCUGGCGGAGCGCUUUGGCGAAAUUCGUCCGACGUUCUAUGGCGAGACCUGGGACGUGAAGGAUGUGCGCAACAGUCGCAACAUCGCGUACACUAACAUUGAUCUCGGACUUCACAUGGAUUUAUUGUAUUUCCAGCACCCUCCGCGUUAUCAGAUCCUGCACUGCCUGCGGAACCGCGUCUCGGGCGGCACGUCCGUCUUCGUCGACGCGCUGCACGCCGCGUUAACCCUCCGCGCAUGUAAUCCCGCCGACUUCGUUACUCUGGCGUCCACCCCCGUCGCGUUCCACUACAUCAACGACGGGCACCACCUGCACUUCGAGCACCCAACCAUCCAGCUUGCCCCUACCCCCACACCCAUGUCCGCAUCAACAUCCACGUUCAGCGCAGACUUGGACCCUGACGUACGCGCGAUCCAGUACAUCAACUAUUCCCCGCCGUUCCAGGCACCUCUACCGUCGUCCACGCCCGCGCCAUUCUACUCUGCACUCCAGCGCUUCGUCGAGCUGCUCGAAUCUCCCGCCGCGCGAUAUGAGUACACGCUACGUGAAGGUGACGCGGUGCUGUUUGACAACCGCCGCGUGCUGCAUGCGCGUACCGCGUUCCAGGACCACGAAGCUCUCCAUGGGGAGGAUGCAACGAGCCGGUGGCUCAAGGGGUGCUAUCUUGAGGCCGAUGCGGUGCUCGAUCGCGGGCGGGUGUUGAGGCAGCAACUGUAG
Sparassis crispa is the source of this 1866-nucleotide messenger RNA. RefSeq lists its product with no specific name. Gene Ontology annotation, biological process: carnitine biosynthetic process. Gene Ontology annotation, cellular component: mitochondrion. NCBI's taxonomy places the organism in Eukaryota, Fungi, Basidiomycota, Agaricomycetes, Polyporales, Sparassidaceae. The transcript has 12 exons. The record is from RefSeq and is a predicted model, not a curated record. Gene Ontology annotation, molecular function: oxidoreductase activity. The coding region runs from base 1 to 1866 and encodes 621 amino acids.